AUGCCGGAGCGCCGUUCGAUUGUGGUGGCUGGAAGUUCAGUUCUACGAGGCAGCUUGCAGUCGUUGAUUGAUGCCUUGGUGCCGAAUGCUUGGCAAUCGUUUGCCGGAGUGCCGAGCAUACCAGGCGAAGGUACGACGGUCAAGUGCUGGGGCUGGCUUGAGUACCAGGUGGAUAACCUGCAUUUGGGAUUUCUCGAUUGGCGGCUGCCGAGCUAUGGGAGGAGCGACAAGGUGAGCGCUGCUGCUCGUAUCCGGAAGACGAUGCUUGAGGAUAAGCCGGACAUCUUUGUCAUCGAGCUGGGGUGGAACUUCAAGGACCACAUGCGGCAACUGGACUCAGAGUUGGCGCUCUUCUGGGGGCCUCUCUUCAAAGCUGUGCUCCCCAGCUUCCAUGGAAAAGUAGUACUUUGCCUGGGGCCCGUGAGCCCUUUCAAUGCUCGGAUUUGUGAAGCAGAGUGUGGCAUCAGUCGUGCCCGCGCGCGAAGUGCGAGAAGCUCCGUAGCUAAGCUCUUGGCUUCAUGGCCCAGCGACAUUCGGAAUGCAUCCCGGGGCAAGAUUGUGAUGCUUGAUCCGGCUUUCAUGGCGCUUCCGAUGUUCUUCGAUGGAGAGACAGAUAUGGUUCGCAAGACCUCAUCGCAACAUUGGCAUCGUUAUGAUCGGAAGCAGUCGCCAGGUCGGAAAGUGUUUGGCGUUGUUGCAGAAACUCUUGGCCAGAUCUUUCUCUCAGAGCUCCUGCGUGUCACCGAGCUGAGGGCCGGAGCACCUGGUAAAGAGGUGACCCACACCCGGGCUUGCGCACAAUGCCCGGUGAGAAGCUGCUGUCCCUGGCGGCCGAUCCCACUGCAUCUUGAGCACACACUCAGGAAUGUGAGAGACCUGACAAACUUCACGUCCUGGUCCAACUUGACGAUGGAGAGCUGCGGGCAAAUGGAGGUAAACAUGGCAGUGAGAGACGUAGUGUGUGAAGUGCAGGCGAGCAUCGGGACCCAUGCUCCCCUUCACGCCUCGGCAUGA
This is a messenger RNA of Symbiodinium necroappetens, 1014 nucleotides long. The record is from the annotation of a GenBank genome assembly. Lineage: Eukaryota; Dinophyceae; Suessiales; Symbiodiniaceae.